UGUGUUUGACGACAUCCUUUUUAUUUGUUUUGAUGCUCGUCUUUGUCAGUGCAGAGAACGAACAUUUGUCAAAGCCUAACUCCCUUGGCAGCGACAUUGCAAGACACCGAUAUAAACGGGGUUUAUAUCCAGGUCAGAAUGAGUACGAGUACUUCCGGCAAUAUUUUGGAGAAAGAGGCCUUGAACAGGAAUUUCGCAGCGCCAUACAGAAGGGAAGGAUAGAAGACUGGGGGCGUUUGAAUGUCAAGAAUUAUGGGGAUGCCGUUAGAAGUUCCACACAGUUUUAUGCAAACCAAGCCGAGAGAGGUGUGAAUGUGGAAACCCAGUUAGAUAGGAUGGAGAAGAUAAUAGAUGACCGGUAUCGAAGUGCUUCUCGUUUUGGUGGACCAGAUAAAGCACACCAACGUGUGAUUGAUGGCUGGAAAGAUGGACGAAGUCGUGUUAAAGAAGGCAAGUCCCGGUCUGUAAGCUUCCGGUCUAAAUCUAACUGUGGCCGCAAGAAGAGAGGUAUCGGUGCAUUCGUCAAACUUAUUGUACGUCUCAUUGGGCGCCUGGCAUCGAAAGGGAGGUCUUUCAAAGGUUUAACACGAAAAUUUUCUGGCAUUAGACGUUCAGGCACAAGAAGAGUGAGAUGUUAGUCUAAAGAAAAAAUGAGUUUCUUAUUCAUUAGAAAAACGUGGUGUUGGGUCUCAAUUGACUUCAAUUAAAUGUAAUUAUAUGUAUACUGUAUAUAAAAAUAACAAUUGAACAAUUUUCAAAU
Molecule: messenger RNA, 760 nt
Organism: Saccostrea cuccullata (small rock oyster)
Lineage: Eukaryota; Metazoa; Mollusca; Bivalvia; Ostreida; Ostreidae
Exons: 4
Coding region: 33-638 (201 amino acids)
Source: RefSeq, a predicted model, not a curated record